Aplysia californica (California sea hare) is the source of this 1621-nucleotide messenger RNA. RefSeq lists its product as uncharacterized. The coding region runs from base 107 to 460 and encodes 117 amino acids. Lineage: Eukaryota; Metazoa; Mollusca; Gastropoda; Aplysiida; Aplysiidae. The record is from RefSeq and is a predicted model, not a curated record. The transcript is spliced from 4 exons.
UUAACAUAGCAACAUAUAAACUUCCGGUGUGGAAAUUUCGCCCUGCACAAUUGUCGGCUAAGCUUAGAUACAUCAAGUUAGGAUUUGAUUUAACAAAACUACCAAAAUGAGUAAAGAAACAAAUCUAAGAUACGAACAACCACACAACCCUAGUAAAUUAUAUCAAGAAUAUACAAAAAAUUUGCAGGCAAAUGAUCAGCUGCUGAUCAAUGACAUUGAUCAAAAAGUGCUUGAUCAAAGAGAGCUCCAUGACAAGUGGUUUGAAAAGAGUAACCUAAAGGUGAAAGCCAAAGCAUACCAGUUAGGGAAAAAGCAGUUGGAACAAGAAAUGAAAAUGGUGGCCAAGGCCAAUCUACUGGUUCGCCAGAGGGCCCUCGCUCUGCGGAUAGAGGCAGACCAGAAAAUGUAUGAAGAAGAAUUGGCACAGAUGGGGAAGACUUUUCACAAACAACGUGUUUGAGACCCUUUGUAUGGACCUAUUUAUCUUUUCGUGAGCAAAAGUUUUUAUGUUGAAUGGUGGAGUCUUGAGUAAAGCAGGUAUUGAACAGAGAGGAGUAAGUGUGAGACUGAUAUAUAAAUUGUUGUAAAUUUACUACAGAGUGCUUGUUGUAAGAGUCAAAAUCACUUUUAAAAAAUGGCUUGUGCAUGAAAGAUGUACCACUGUACUUGUUUGGACAUACUAAUAUGUAGCUGUGAUAAUUGUCUUUCACUUUCAAGCUGAAAACCUUCACUGCAUUUUGAAAAUUUGGCUGACCUCACUCACAAAGAAGUCAAUACUUACGGUAAAGACAGGCAAGAUCUUGAGUCAUUCCUAAGCAACAAUUUAAUGUAGAGCCUCUCACUCAGACUAUAAGGUUGCCUUUUACCUUCUGGCAACGGCAAAAUCUCAUCUUGCAGAAAAGUAGAAGCCUAUUUCUUGUGAAGAUGCCUAGUUUGUCUUGCAGUAUUUCUGCCAAUGAUGAUCUAUUGUAAUAUUUCUCCUUGUGGUCGUAUAACAAUGUUCUCUAUUUUGGAAUUACUCUUAUGGAUGCAAUGUGUGUCUGAAAGUUGUUGAAUAUAUGAAUAUAAGUGUCUAUUUUGUGAUAUAUAUAUUUUGUGCUAUGCCAUAAGGUUUUGUUGUAAAUAAUUAUGCCUCAUGUGAGUCUUUUCUCUCCAUUUCGCGCUUCUUUGACAUAAAUCUUAAGUUUCAUCUGAUGUGUAUUUUUCUGCCUAUCUGUUUCUGCUAAUCUGUAUUACUGAUGAGAUAAAAGAUUUCCAAGAAAAUAUUGUGUUGUUACAGGAACCAGUACUUUAAAACUUUCUGAGAAAGGCUAUGAAAAAUUCCAUUUUAUAUUUUGAAAUAGAUUUUUAUGAUCAUCAACAGCUUUCUUAAAUCUAGAGCGAACCUUCUUUGUCUGUUUCUUUUACUUUGUUUGAUUUACACAACAUUGGCAAUUCAAACGGAUGCGCAUUUUCAGAGACUCUAGGCUCAUACUAUGUUGACCUUCACAUCACAUUUUUAUUCCUGUUUGAAUGCAUUAAUGAAUAAAAAUUAUCACACUAGGUUAAAGUUGCAUGAACAUUGUUCAUUUCAUAAGUAACUUGAAGCAUUAAACAUUUACAGAUUCUAAAACCUCUGCUA